Molecule: messenger RNA, 1243 nt
Organism: Lates calcarifer (barramundi perch)
Lineage: Eukaryota; Metazoa; Chordata; Actinopteri; Centropomidae
Product: N-alpha-acetyltransferase 60-like
Biological process (GO): N-terminal peptidyl-methionine acetylation
Cellular component (GO): Golgi membrane
Molecular function (GO): histone acetyltransferase activity; protein-N-terminal amino-acid acetyltransferase activity
Source: RefSeq, a predicted model, not a curated record
UUCAGAGGAGGCAUCGUGGAAUGAUUGUGGCUGAGAUCAAAGGCCGGACCAAAGUACACAAAGAGGAUGGAGACAUCCUGGCCUCCAGUUUCCCUGUGGACACACAGGUAGCCUACAUCCUCAGCCUGGGAGUGGUCAAAGAGUUCAGGAAACAUGGCAUAGGCUCCCUACUGCUGGACAGUUUGAAGGAGCACAUCUCAACAACAGCAGACCACUGUAAGGCAAUCUACCUACAUGUCCUCACCACCAACAACACUGCCAUCCACUUCUAUGAGAACAGGGACUUCAGGCAGCACCACUACCUGCCCUACUACUACUCCAUACGAGGAGUCCUCAAAGAUGGAUUCACAUAUGUGCUCUACAUCAAUGGGGGUCAUCCACCCUGGACAAUAUUUGACUAUAUCCAGCACAUUGGUUCCACCCUGGCCAGCCUGAGCCCCUGCUCCAUCCCACAGAGAUUGUACCGACAGGCUCAGUCCCUGCUGCGCUCUCUGCUGCCCUGGUCCAACAUCGCCUCCAAGACUGGCAUACAGUACAGCAGAACAAUGUGACAUAACAUGGAGCACAAGUGUUCAGUUUUUCAUCAGUCUUCCCCUGUACACACCAAGAUGUACACACAUGCACUCACAUUCUUAAUCACGUAUGGCUUUCCACACCCUGUGCAUGACACAGGACUCAGGUUCAACCUGUGUUUGACCGUUCACGUACUGGAAUAUUUCUCCACAUUCAAUAUACAUUUGGCACUGCUCACACAUGAUCCGGGUCAGCAGCUGUAGUUCUGCACCCACUACUAAACAGGGUUAUUGCAUUGCAACAUCAUUCAAAGUGCAAUGUUGUGUUCACACUGACAGACCGUGCGAUCUGGUAAAACCACAGGAUUUCUUUUAGUUGUUCAGGUACUAUACUGUCCCAUAUUACUCUAUCCCAUAAUUACAGUAGUGACCUGUUGUGUUUGCCCAGUCAUACCAAAGCUGAGCAGUGUCAGACCCGCUUUCGCCCCAGGCAGCAGAGCACGGUGGAGGACCUGGUUCUUUUAUGUUGGCCCAGGAACACAGACGGCAAGCACAGGUCAUUCUUUUGUUGAGAAAGGGGUGUAACACACACUGGGAUCCCUACAGAGACUAAAGGUUCAAACCUUGUCUAUCUUUCUGUCUCCCUUCAUCCUGUUCACUACUGUCACAGAGACUAUGUAUACUGUUUGUAUAUUAUAUAUACUAAGCUAAUAUAUAAAUUUCUCUCAAUA